This is a messenger RNA of Exophiala viscosa, 2292 nucleotides long. Its product is annotated as fungal-specific transcription factor domain-containing protein. The transcript has 9 exons. The coding region runs from base 1 to 2292 and encodes 763 amino acids. The record is from RefSeq and is a predicted model, not a curated record. Gene Ontology annotation, biological process: DNA-templated transcription; positive regulation of transcription by RNA polymerase II. Gene Ontology annotation, molecular function: sequence-specific DNA binding; zinc ion binding; DNA-binding transcription factor activity, RNA polymerase II-specific. Lineage: Eukaryota; Fungi; Ascomycota; Eurotiomycetes; Chaetothyriales; Herpotrichiellaceae.
AUGUCAAAUGCUGAUCCACAUCACGUCCGCAUUCAGGCUCAGACGUCCAACGUUGGCGGACACAGAUAUCAGCCAGAUGGUGACGACGGCUCCCUGCAUCCAGCUAAGCGGCAGCGAAUCCUUGCUUGCAAGCGAUGCCGUCACCGCAAGCAGAAGUGCGACGGAGAUGGUGCGAGUCCUUGUUCAAACUGUAAAAAGGCCAACGAAGAAUGCUCACCUACGGAGCCAACGUUGAUGCGAGCGCGCUACAAGGCAGAUUAUGUGCAAUCUCUUGAGCAACGAUUAGGCCAACUUGAACGCCUUGUUCCACCAGAAGCAUCGGUGCAUCUCGACAGCAACUUUGGAUCCGGGGAGGAUGACGGACGCGCUCACGAAGAAGAGGGAGUUAGGCAAGUGCCAUUGGCUUCACGCUCUUUCAGCGAUGCCACAUCCCAAAGCACCCAUGUAUCUGCGUCUGGAGCAUCAGGCUCUCCAUCUUCCUACCCCUUCCUGCAAACGACCCAUGGUGGUCCUUCCCAGGAGCAACCCCUCGUCACAGCUGGGGGCAACAUCAUUGGUCUAGUGGGCAGCCUUCCAUCAUCCGCCUUGCGCCAGAACUUGGGGCCACGCCCAGCUUCACUUGAGACCUACCUGAAUCAACUGGCCAUAUGGCCAGACUCAAUUCCUGCACAUGUUGAGGAGCAUCUGAUUGACGUUUAUUUCAACAAUGCCAACAGGAGGUGGCCUUUCCUACUGAAAGAUACUUUCCACUCGUGGCAUGCCUGCUGGAAAAAAAGGUCAGCUGAGCAGCGACAUCAUGGCGAUCUUUGGCAGGGGUUUUUCGUAAACAUGCUCUUCGCCGUCAGCCUCCUACUUGAUCCGAAGCAACCUCUGAGUGUGUCUCAUACCUCGCAGAACUUCUACGACCAAGCCGUCAACCACUAUUUACCAGCAGUAUUACGACACCCGAGUCGAUUGUUGCAUGUUCAAGCCUAUGUUAUGAUGGCCAUUCAUGCCCUGUUUUCACCCUCGACGGAGCAGAUCUCCCUCAUCAUCUCCUCCGCCGUGCGCUACUGCGUUGUGGCUCGGUUUCAUUUGAUCGAAGCGGAACCCGAACCCGUGGACGCCGCCACCCGAGUGGAGAUUCAAUUGCGCCGGAGAGCAUUCUGGGCUGCUUACAGUCUGGAUCGAUUGGCUUGCGGUGUCUUGCGUCUUCCCUUCUCAAUCGCGGAUGACAACAUUACUGUCCCACACUUCGAUAAUAUUGAUGAUUCGGCCCUUGUGGACCUCUCAUUUGCAUCGAAUGGGUCAUCUACAUACACCUCGGUUUCUUCAGCCUUGCAUCGAGAUCGCUGUUUCCAGAUCCAGUCCGAGAUUCUCAACGUCACCAUGCGAUCCGACUUCGCCAUGAACUUCGACUCUCUGUCCGACUGGCGGUCUUACAUCCUGUCGAAGCUGGACGACUGGAAAUCCCAGCUGUUGCAAGCGGCGGAUUCUAACACCAAAUCUCCUACAGAUGAGCGUUGGAUUCAGAUCGUUUACAAUCACUGUCUCCUAUAUCUGCACAUACCGACAAAGUCCAAUGUCCGUGGCCCCGCCGGUGACUGGUCCGUCCAAGCAAGCACCAGAACGAUUUUGAUCUUUCGCAAGUUUCAAGGCUACCGAACACUGCCUCACCCUAUGCUCGGAUUGAUCAGUCAAUUUUCCAUUGGCAUUACCAUCUUGUACUGUCUUUGGGCCACGCCCCCAAAAUUCAGGACUGAAUCGUACAACUCCAAGAAAGUUUUCGAGGCCAUCAGAGCUUGUUCCAACAACUUGACCAUCAUUACAGAGCGAUGGGAGAGCACGAAAGACCUUUCAGACAUUUUUGAGCUUCUGGCAACGGAAGUCCCCCUGGCCGAGAGCGUGUCACGUUACGACGGCGAACGAGCAACAAAGCGCAUCAGCGAUGAAGCCGCUGAAGAAAUCCGGCCCAAACUGCCUCGUGUCAAGUCUCUGGUGUUGAAUCGCGAAACAAUACGAAUGAUAGAAGAGAUGAUUAGCGAAGACUUCCCACGAGACGAAGACAGCACAACGACAACAACCAUGGACGGUUAUCCGGGAAUUGGAGACAAACUCGAUCUAUCUACGAGCACUCUACCCAUGUCGAUGAUAAACCAGCCAUUCUUCACCAACGGCGUGCCUCCGUUAUACCAUUUUCCCAGCCCAGAAUUUCUUUCAGGUGACCACUCUGGCAACAAUGAGCUGAGCGGUCUUUCUCGCAGCCAGACUAUGGAUUUUCCCGGAACCUUUUCUGGUUAUGACAUGUUCUGA